CAAAACCCACAUAGAUACCCAAACUUUCUCCUUUCAAAACAGUUUACUGAAACACACAUAACAACCUAAAAACGUUUUCAUCUCACCAACAUCUCUCACUCUCUCGAGUACAGUCUUCUCCUUAUCUUACUCAACUCGAGGCUCACCAUAUUGUGCUCCUUUUCUCUUCUAAGGUUAUGUAUAUUACGUGCCUUUCAGUCCUUGCAUGCAAACUGUUUGAUAAAAGUUCUCACCGAAUUGAUUGAACUUUUCUGUUCUAAACUUAUCAUUGCUGUCUUUUGUCAUUACCUCUUUGACUGAGAUUUACUAAAUCAACUCAGACUUCCAAUUGUUGAACAUCACUUGACUUAAUUUUUUUAAGGACAAAUGGCACCAAGAUGGAAAGGAAAAGAUGCAAAAUCAAAAAAUGAUGCAGAAGCCGAGGCACUUAGAGAACCCAUGUCAAUGAUUAUAUUGCAACUUCAAUCUUCUUUACUUCAAUCAAAUGCUUGUGGAUUUCUCUCUGAUAAUUGUGUACACUUAGUAGUGCAGCCUGAACAACUUGACCUGCUUGAUAAAGCGUGCUUUGGUCGACCUGUGAGAAACGUUGAAAAGGACGUGUACUGGUUUCAACUAACCUUGGAGGAAGCAUUCUACCUAUGUUAUUCCUUGAAAUGCCUCAAGAUUAGUGGUGCUGCUGAAUCUGGUCCUUCAAAUGAUGAUGAGCUCUGGCAUUACUUCAAGUCCAAGAAACAAGCAUUCCCUUUUUUCUACAAGGCUUAUUCCCACCUUCGAAUGAAAAACUGGGUAGUCAGAUCAGGGGCUCAGUAUGGUGUAGAUUUCAUUGUCUAUCGCCAUCAUCCGGCUCGGGUUCAUUCUGAGUAUGGUGUACUUGUUCUAUCACACGACAAUGAUGAUGAUCUAGAUGGAAGACUGAGAGUAUGGUCUGACGUUCAUUGCACUACUCGACUUCUUGGAAGUGUCGCAAAAACUUUAUUAGUUUUGUAUGUUAAUAAAAAUGGGCACAAUGAUGAAUCUCCGUUACGUUUGGCCAACUAUACCAUUGAAGAGCGCACGAUCUCUAGAUGGAGUCCAGAACAAUGUCGUGAAAGAUCCAUAUAGAUAUUUUGCAUGUUAAUAGUACUACUAUUGUUCCAGUUCUGCAUAAUUUAAUAAUUGUUUCUUUUUGUUUUAGAAUCUCUAUACACAACAGAAAAAUUCAACUCACCCUUCAUUAAAUUUGAAGGUAAGUCUUAGAUAUUGCACCUAGUGUUCUUUUAUUUUUGUUUGCUUUCAGUUUUAACCUUCUGUUGAGUGGUUGGUGUAAUCUCACCUUCAUUUUUUGUGGUUUUCAUACUUCAAAAGUUGCAAGAGAGUACAUUGUAGACAUAGACUCUCUGCAUACUCAAACUAUACCUUGGGUAGUAAGACAUUUAUCAAUUGUUAAAAAUAAUUCACUUGAUUAUGAUUUCUCAAUCUUUCAUGUAAUACCAAAAUCAAAAGACUAUCAA
Messenger RNA from Vicia villosa (hairy vetch), 1490 nucleotides. RefSeq names its product tRNA-splicing endonuclease subunit Sen2-1-like. Gene Ontology annotation, biological process: tRNA splicing, via endonucleolytic cleavage and ligation; tRNA-type intron splice site recognition and cleavage. The transcript has a single exon. Gene Ontology annotation, molecular function: nucleic acid binding; tRNA-intron lyase activity. The coding region runs from base 367 to 1101 and encodes 244 amino acids. The record is from RefSeq and is a predicted model, not a curated record. Gene Ontology annotation, cellular component: tRNA-intron endonuclease complex. Lineage: Eukaryota; Viridiplantae; Streptophyta; Magnoliopsida; Fabales; Fabaceae.